GUUCUCCCUCGCCUGCGCUUCUGGUGGCGCCUCGGAGCCCUUCGACUGCGCCGAGCUGUCGCAGGCCACCUGGUCGGCCGACCGGCGGCAGUGGUGCUGCGAGAGGAAGCAGGUCGGCUGCGGCGAGCAGACGGCCGCGGCGCCCCCGACCGGGGAGGCAGAAGGCCCCGCGGCCCACGCCGAAGACGACCGGGAGCGCGGGGGCCCGCAGAAGUGCCCCAGCGACCUCCUGCUGUGCCCGGCGGAAUGGCGGACCUCCGACACCGCCGGGGGGUACUACUGCGAGGAGCUGAGGGGCUGCCAGGCGGCGUCCAUGGGCCCCUUCGACUCGCAGUCGUGCAGCCGGCAGUGCUCCAUCGGACGCGCGCGGGGAUGGUGGGCGGCUCAGGCCGCGCUGAAACUCCUCCAGGCGUCCUGAAGGCGUCCUUCAACUGCAGCUUCGACCUGGAGACGCAGCGGAGCUGGUCGGCGUCCAAGUCCGACUGGUGCUGCUCGAACUUCCGGCUGGGGUGCCCGCCGUCAGCCACAGGGUUUGCCGUCGCAGCCGCGGGCGCUGGCGCCGUGAACGCCUCGGCCGCCGUGCCGAGCGUCGCCGACGCCGGCGCCGUGAACGUCUCGGUCGGCGUGCCGAGCGUCGCCGACGCCGGCGCCGUGAACGCCUCGGUCGGCGUGUUGGGCGUCGCCGACGCCGGCGCCGUGAAGGCCUCGGUCGGCGUGCCCGGCGUCGCCGACGCCGGCGCAGUGAACGCCUCGAUCGGCGUGCCGGGCGUCGCCGACGCCGACGCCGUGAACGCCUCGGUCGGCGUGCCCGGCGUCGCCAACGCCAGCGCAGUGAACGCCUCGGCCGGCGUGCCAGGCGUCGCCGGCGUGGGCAACGCUUCGGUUGAAAACCUCACUGGGGUCACCGGAGAGUUCGGCUCUGGCGUGGGCACCACCACGACCAGCUCGACGGCGACCACCAGCGCGACCAGCGUCAGCACCAGCGUGACCAGCACGAUCUCCGCGACCCUCACCACGUGGAGCAUCACGACCCUGACGAGCUACACGACCAGCACCACCACGCUGCCG
Prorocentrum cordatum is the source of this 1068-nucleotide messenger RNA. NCBI's taxonomy places the organism in Eukaryota, Dinophyceae, Prorocentrales, Prorocentraceae. The record is from the annotation of a GenBank genome assembly.